Molecule: messenger RNA, 894 nt
Organism: Armigeres subalbatus
Lineage: Eukaryota; Metazoa; Arthropoda; Insecta; Diptera; Culicidae
Exons: 2
Coding region: 344-817 (157 amino acids)
Source: RefSeq, a predicted model, not a curated record
GAAUCAAUCAUGUGAACUGGCAGCCCACUGCUCUGUCUGACAGUUGUAAAAAACGCGGUUUUGAUUCAUCCGGUGUCCGCGGUUUAACUUGGUGUCUCGUUUGUUUUCUUCGGCGCCAUCAGAAUCAUAAUAAUUCAACCGCUGCUGUUGUUGGAAAAUGCAGUUCCACAUGUAAAGAAUACCACAGUUUCCUGAACAUCCAACGGUCUGCCAGCUUCCGCGAAGCCAACAAGCGUACUCGUCGGCUAAGGAUUAGAACAAUUGCGCGACAGCCUGAUGUUGAUGGGGCCAAAUUCAAAAAAGUCAAGGAUACGAAUUUGCAAACAGAAGGAAAAAGGCGCUAAUGGGUGAACAAAAGGAUGCGAAAGUUUGCGUUGAAUCCGGAGUUCUACCGAAGCAUCACCCACGAGCGCAGCAAAACGCUCUCCAGAAUUUGGAAAACGAUCCGGCUGAGCUCCCAAAAGCCAUCAAGGGCAGGAGAUGUGGGAUGAAACUUCCGAUUGGAUCCAAAUGUGACAUAUGUUCCACUUUCCCUUGUUGGAUAAGACGGAGUUGUGCAAGGUCUGGCGGUCACCGGAAAGCAAAAACUAUAAACCGAAAAUGGAGCUCAAUAUCAUCAAGUGUCGUGUCCACAAACGGUCAAUCAACAUCAUUAGACCUCGACCAUGGCCUUAACAUCCACUCGACCAAUAUCAUCAACAUGUUCAUGGUUACGGUAUCCUUGAGCAGCGGGGACAACGGUGGUAAUGGACGUGGCGGCGCAGGUGGUGGCAACAAUCUCAUGCAUAUUUACUCCUACAGAUACGCGAUUUUUUAGUUAUACGCGAAAAUAUGUUAUUAUAUUAUCAUUUGGAAACAACCCGAAUAGAAUGAAAUUAUACAACUAUUUUUCUA